Messenger RNA from Colias croceus (clouded yellow), 2473 nucleotides. RefSeq names its product probable peroxisomal acyl-coenzyme A oxidase 1. Gene Ontology annotation, molecular function: FAD binding; fatty acid binding; acyl-CoA oxidase activity. Gene Ontology annotation, cellular component: peroxisome. Lineage: Eukaryota; Metazoa; Arthropoda; Insecta; Lepidoptera; Pieridae. The coding region runs from base 320 to 2326 and encodes 668 amino acids. The transcript has 13 exons. Gene Ontology annotation, biological process: lipid homeostasis; fatty acid beta-oxidation using acyl-CoA oxidase. The record is from RefSeq and is a predicted model, not a curated record.
AUCUGUAUAUGAUAUAAAUAAUUAAAACCACUUUUUUCUUAUUAUUUAGCUUCUGAAACAGUCAUUGCAAUAGGUAACACUUGUCGUGUGCUACAAUAUAAAUAAGGAAAAAGAAAAAAGGAGUCUUAUUAACAUUUUCCCACUGUUCUUAGGUCAACUAGUCUUCAUUGCAGUUUUAAUUAUGUGUAUGCUUUUAAAUUUAUUAUAAUUAAAUUAACACUAGGAUCAUUAACUGUAAUUUGCAUUUGCGUUGUUUGUGUGUUUUGAGUUUAGUUGUUUCCUAAAAUUUAAUAAGUAUAGUUGUGUGGUACCGAUUAAAAUGGCGGCCAGUAAAAUAAAUCCAGAUUUGCAAAGAGAGCGGGAUAAUUGCACGUUCAGUGUUAAAGAAUUGACCAAUUUAUUAGAUGGUGGUCCUCAAAAAACAGAGGAAAGAAAACAGCGAGAGGAAAUGGUAUUCCAAGAAGGCAUCCAUAAUGAAUCUGUGCCGGCGAUGUAUUUAAGCUAUAAGGAGAAAUAUGAAAUAGCUUUAAAAAAAUCUUGUGCUAUAUUGAAACUGGUCAAGAAAUUACAAGAGAAAGGAAAGGCCGGAAUGGAUAGUUAUCUAGCCCUUCUAGGAAGUUCUUUAACUACUGCUAUUGUAGACGAUGGCAAUCCUUUAGCCCUGCACUAUAUCAUGUUCAUACCAACCCUCAUGGGGCAAGGGACAGUGGAACAGCAAGCCUACUGGAUUAGUAGAGCUCUUAAUUUGAAUGUUAUCGGUACUUAUGCCCAGACGGAGCUGGGUCAUGGCACCUUCAUCCGCGGUCUGGAGACGACGGCGACGUACGAUCCGCGCACCAAAGAGUUCGUGCUCAACACGCCCACGCUCACCGCCUACAAGUGGUGGCCGGGUGGAUUGGGUCAUACCGCCAAUUACUGUAUUGUAAUGGCCCAGCUGUACACCCAGGGCAAAUGUCACGGCAUUCACCCGUUCAUAGUCCAAUUACGUGACGAAGAGACACACAUGCCACUGCCUGGCAUUAAAGUUGGAGAUAUAGGUGCCAAGCUAGGCAUGAACACCACGAAUAAUGGCUUCCUGGGACUCGACAACGUGAGGAUACCCAGGGAACAUAUGCUGAUGAAAAAUUCCAGGGUUCAGAAGGAUGGAACUUACAUAAAGGCACCAAGCUCAAAACUCACAUACGGAACCAUGAUGUUUGUCCGCGUUAUGCUGGUUAAGGACCUGAACAACUUCAUUGCAAAAGCCGUCACCAUAGCAGUUAGAUACUCCGCUAUCAGAAGACAGUCGCAGCGGAUUCCUGACGAGCCGGAAUCCCAAAUCUUGGACUACAUGACGCAACAGCACAAACUAUUAGUUGGGAUAGCGUCGGUGCAUGCGUUCAAGCUCACCGCCGAUUGGAUGUGGAAUAUUUACAACAAUGUUACCGCUCAGCUUGAGUCGGGGGACCUCGAGAGAUUGCCUGAGCUACAUGCACUAUCAUGCUGCUUGAAGGCAGUAAUAACUGCUGAUGCCGCAGAGUGUGUGGAACGGUGUCGGCUCGCGUGCGGCGGGCACGGUUACAUGCUGUCGUCAAAUUUGCCGCUCACUUAUGGUUUGGUGACCGCAGCAUGCACAUAUGAGGGAGAAAAUACUGUACUUCUAUUACAAACUGCUAGGUACUUAGUGAAGGCGUGGCACCAAGGAGCAACGGGUGGUAUUUUGCCCCCCACGGUGGCGUAUAUAGCACGUGCAGCUGACCACCGCUCGCUUUGGGAUAACACCAUCCAGGGCAUUGUGGACGGGUUCCAUACUGUCGCUGCCAAAAAAAUUGCAUUGUGCGUUGCACAAAUAAAAAAGCUACAAACAAAACAGGAAAUGUCGUAUGAAGACGCUUGGAACAUGACUUCAAUUCAGUUAACGUCAGCGUCUGAGGCACAUUGCCGUGCUUUAAUCCUGGCCACCUACUACAAAGAGACGGAGCAGCUGGCCAAGAGCGUGUCGGCAGAGCUACGGCUGGUGCUGCUGCAGCUCGUGGACCUGUACGUGCUAUACUGGGCACUGGACAGGAUUGGCGACUUGUUGAGGUUCACAUCGAUAUCGGAGCGCGACAUCGAGCAGCUGCAGGGCUGGUACGAGCUCACGCUCAGCAAGCUGCGCCGUAACGCUGUCGGGCUUGUGGACGCGUUCGAUAUUAGGGAUGAGAUAUUACGUUCAACACUAGGUUCUUAUGACGGUAACGCAUACGAGCGACUUAUGGCAGAAGCUAUGAAGUGUCCUCUCAACGCCACUCCAGUUAAUGAUAGCUUCCACAAGUACCUGAAACCUUUAAUGCAAGGAAAAUUAUGAAUAAACAGCAACAUCAUUUUUUAUAUUUCCACGCACAUGUACACGAAGUAACACACAAAUAAAGUGUAAACACACACGCACAUAAUAUUGAUGUACUUACACUCAAAUCACAUACAUUUUUUUUAAUAAAAGAAUUAAAAUUGAAAA